CCAUCUUCGAGCAUAAACCAAACUUUUGCGAAAAGGUUACAACAUCGUAGUCCCAAAAAUAGGUUUCAUAUGCACAAUUCACCCGCAUACGGUUAGCUCUUGCCACGCACAUUCCCCAUUUAGGCAACCCAACAACAACCCUCCAUAAAACUCCACACCACAAACCAGAAUGCGCGUCAUCACAAAAACCACAACGACAUAUACCGCGGUCUUCACUCUCGUCCCCGAGACCCCCACAGCCGUCGAAAAACGACAGCCCAACGUCCUCAAACCCUCCUCAAUAGCCAUCUACCACAGCUUCAACGGCGCAAUCACCCCUCCCGUCUCCCAGGGCGAAGUCUCCCGCAACUCAAGUAACGGCCGCGAUACGACAACGCUCGUGACUUUCGACCUAAACGGCCGCACCCUGCCCCCAACAUGCUCCCUACGAUUCCAUCUCGAUCCCAAAGAUAGCAUCGCCUCCUGCACUGGAACCGGCCAUAUCGACGUCUUCUCCUCGCUGAAACCUGCUCCAAUAGAGGGAUCCGCAGGCUGGGGUGGGCCGGGGAAUCAGCGGAAUGUACCGCUGGGCAGGAUGCAGGUUCAUGGCGAUGGCGACGCGACGGUUUUGGACUUUGCACCGAAUCAGCUUGGGGCGUUUUCUUGUCUGGAGGUUGGGGGGUUGGGUGUAGAGGGUGGUGUGCUGGCGUUUGAACUUGUGCCUGUUGGUGAGCAGUAUCGCGUGACGUGGGAUGCGGGAAGGAGUGGGCUGUUUUUGAGUUGGUAGGUUGGUUUGUGGAGGGAGUGCGUGGGAUGAAGAUACAUGUUGUUAUCAUGUCCUGGUUUCUUUGGGUAUCGAGCCAACAGUCAAAACCACUUAUUCGUCUGUAUCAUGUGCCGUAUCGUGUCACGCAACAUGGUUAGUAUACAUUUCAUGAUGAAGAAGAUGUUUGAACACUUUGUUCGAAGGUUGUUAUUAUAGCUACAAAGGUCCGCCCUUUAUUCGACACA
Dothidotthia symphoricarpi CBS 119687 is the source of this 990-nucleotide messenger RNA. RefSeq lists its product as uncharacterized. The transcript has a single exon. The coding region runs from base 170 to 766 and encodes 198 amino acids. Lineage: Eukaryota; Fungi; Ascomycota; Dothideomycetes; Pleosporales; Dothidotthiaceae. The record is from RefSeq and is a predicted model, not a curated record.